This is a messenger RNA of Schistocerca piceifrons (Central American locust), 795 nucleotides long. RefSeq lists its product as uncharacterized. NCBI's taxonomy places the organism in Eukaryota, Metazoa, Arthropoda, Insecta, Orthoptera, Acrididae. The transcript is spliced from 2 exons. Gene Ontology annotation, cellular component: mitochondrion. The coding region runs from base 18 to 716 and encodes 232 amino acids. Gene Ontology annotation, biological process: mRNA processing. The record is from RefSeq and is a predicted model, not a curated record.
UCUUUUUUUCGCCGCGUAUGGUCUUUGAAUACAGAUGUGUUGUGUUUAUGUUUGGUGAGUGCGGUGACGCGUUGAUCAUUGUUAUGAAUAAACUAAAACUGCUCGAUUGUUUUCGUCAGCUUUCAAGAUGCUACUCCCAGAGAGCAUUGGUCUGUUCACCCCACAGUUAUAUUUCUGGGACUGCAGUCAUGCCAAAAGGAAUUACCAAUCCAAAUUUCAAAGAAAUUUGUUUUACUGGCACUAAAGUAACAAGUAAUUACAAAAUAUUUCAGUUGAAUGACAGAGUAACAACAUCUUUUCUCCAGUUUUCACCUAAUGUAACACAAAGGAGGCCAGUUCCACCUGUGCUCGAUGCACCUAAUGUCACUUCAUCAAAUAUGUUUGAACUUCCAGCCUGCAGUGUUAUUGACUAUUUACAUGAAAUUCCAGUGAAGGAUAUCAGUGUGCCUACUGUAGGAAAUGUAACUGAGAAAAUUGCUGCACGGCUCAUAGUGAUCAGGAGGCGAAAAAUGAAGAAACAUAAAUUGCGAAAACUGCGUAAAAGAAUGAAAUUUGAAUGGGCAAAAGUUCGCCAGCGAAGAGAGCUAAGAAAGGAGAAGAAAUUUCAAGCGGGCCUGAUAAAGAAAAUAAAAAUUGCAGAAAGUUUUGAUGCAAAGGCAUUUGUUGCCCAAAAAUUAGCUAAAGCCCACGCCGCAAAGCAAACAAUCAAAUCGUAAAACAUCUAAUCCAUGUGCUGAAUCUUGUAUAUAUAAUCUGAAUUUUUGAUAGUAAAUUAUUAAUUUUAUAAAUCCAGAA